GCAAGUAUCUCGAGAUAUUUGGCCGAAAAAACAAUCUAAGAGAUUACUGGGUGACGAUAGGAAACGAAUUGUGAUUGUGAACUGGAGUGACAGAGAAGAGUUGCUCCAUGUUCUCAUUACAAGCAGUAACAAAAAAUCCCGUGGAAGCUGGAGGUAA
Messenger RNA from Paraglomus occultum, 157 nucleotides. The record is from the annotation of a GenBank genome assembly. NCBI's taxonomy places the organism in Eukaryota, Fungi, Glomeromycota, Glomeromycetes, Paraglomerales, Paraglomeraceae.